Messenger RNA from Rosa chinensis, 573 nucleotides. RefSeq names its product anaphase-promoting complex subunit 11. The transcript is spliced from 4 exons. Bases 1 to 327 code for a protein of 108 amino acids. Lineage: Eukaryota; Viridiplantae; Streptophyta; Magnoliopsida; Rosales; Rosaceae. Gene Ontology annotation, cellular component: anaphase-promoting complex; nucleus. Gene Ontology annotation, molecular function: cullin family protein binding; ubiquitin protein ligase activity; zinc ion binding. Gene Ontology annotation, biological process: anaphase-promoting complex-dependent catabolic process; positive regulation of mitotic metaphase/anaphase transition; protein ubiquitination. The record is from RefSeq and is a predicted model, not a curated record.
AUGUCGAAAAUCCACGGAACCAAACAGAGCUUAGUGUCAUUGACUGAUACCCAUCAACUUGCAGGAGAAGAGGAUGAAAGUCAAGAUCUUGCGUGGCAUGCUGUUGCUGCAUGGACAUGGGAUGCUCAGGACGAAACAUGUGGCAUUUGUAGGAUGGCAUUUGAUGGUUGUUGUCCUGAUUGUAAGCUCCCUGGGGAUGAUUGUCCACUAAUUUGGGGUGCAUGCAACCAUGCAUUUCAUCUUCAUUGCAUCCUAAAAUGGGUAAAUUCACAGACUUCUCAAGCACAUUGCCCCAUGUGCCGGAGGGAGUGGCAGUUCAAAGGAUGAGAGAUCCCUUUUAAGGAAUUCCUGCCCCCUUCUCUCUCUGUCAUAAUGUGCAGGGAUUGCCGGUGCAGACUUGCAAAUGUUCGGUUGUAUAUUAAACUGAGGCAACUUACAUUUUGCGUAUCUGGUUAUCUAUGCUGAGACAACUAUUCGAGGUUUCAGUUAUCAAUCAUUUGAUGUGUUGCCUCCAAGUCUUGUGUAGUAAACCUCUCUAGUGAACUAUAAAUGACUAUGAGUGAUCUUUUUCUU